UGAGAAAUUUCAACGGACAGCAAACACACACCAGCAAGUCUUCCCCUCGACGCGUCCAGCAACCAGCAGAGCCUCUGUCAGCUUGUCCAGGCCGUCCUCGAUCUCUCUAUCUCUCCAUCAGGCUUUCAGUACCGACGUCUUCCAGAAUUUGUCAAGGGAACACAUACGCCGAGCUGGCUCGGUGAGUGCGACACGUCCCCUCCACUGACCCAAUGGCCUCGGCAACGGUCUCGAAACGCGUACAACCCAAGUCAAGAUCAGUCCGGCAAGCAGAAAUAGAUGCCUACAAUCGCGCAAAUCUGCUUCAAAUAGUUGUGCCAGGUGUCUUGCUUGCGCUUCUAGCAGGCGCACAUUGCUUUGCUCCAGGAGCGACUGCAUACACUGAAAAGUUCUUUGCCGUGUCUUACUGUAACGCGCGGCUACAAGGUGCUGCACAUUCUCUACGGACAGCUGGACGCGAGACGCUCUGUGCAAAAGGCAUUGAUGAUGCAUACCUCGUCGCGACUGGCAUCCUGGCCUUCACGAUGAUUCGAGCAGCCAUGAUGACACAUGUCUUUACUCCCUUGGGUCUCUCACAAGGUAUCAGGAAGCCCAAGGCCUUGAUGCGGUUCUCUGAGCAGGCGUGGGGCUGUACCUAUGCUGUCACGUCAUGUUCUAUCGGCAUGUACCUGUACUACAACAGCGAGUACUGGCUCGACAUGGAUGGUUUCUACUCACAUCACCCACGCACCCUCAUGUCCCGCACCCUGAAGCUCUUUUACCUCCUUGAAUUUUCGUUUUGGCUACAACAAAUUCUCAGUCUCAAUGUCGAAGCGAGACGGAAGGACUAUAUGCAGAUGUUUGGUCACCACAUCUUGACCAGUGUCCUUAUGUUUCUUUCCUACACGCACCACAUGACCCGCGUGGGUCAUACAAUCUUGACACUCAUGGACUUCGCUGAUAUUUUCUUGCCAUUGGCCAAGAUGCUCAAGUACACGGGCCACCAGACACUUUGUGAUGGGACGUUUGUUAUGUUCUUGCUCUCAUGGGUGGUGACUCGGCAUUACCUCCUCACCAAGAUUAUUGUCCAUGCACACAUGCGACAACCCGUCCUCAACAACAAGGGCGAGAAUGUGACGUUUGUAUUUGUUGGGUUGCUCUCGGCAUUGGAAAUCUUGAUUUGCGUGUGGUCGUACUCCAUUGCCAAGAUCUUGGUGAAGGUGGUGCGUGGUGCACCGGCGGAUGAUACGCGUAGUGAUACAGAGGAUUCAGAUUCAGGCGGCUCGACUCGGCCGUCGACGCCGUCUGAGAAGAUGAAUGGGUAUGCGCAUAAGAGCGAGUGACUACGCUCUAGAUAGACAUGUACCUUGCCCUCUUGGCUGUUGCCUGUUGGACACUUGGUAGAGCGUGAAUUACAAAAUGCAUCUCGAGACU
Molecule: messenger RNA, 1413 nt
Organism: Protomyces lactucae-debilis
Lineage: Eukaryota; Fungi; Ascomycota; Taphrinomycetes; Taphrinales; Protomycetaceae
Product: TLC domain-containing protein
Exons: 3
Coding region: 213-1322 (369 amino acids)
Biological process (GO): ceramide biosynthetic process
Cellular component (GO): membrane
Molecular function (GO): sphingosine N-acyltransferase activity
Source: RefSeq, a predicted model, not a curated record